This is a messenger RNA of Syngnathus typhle (broad-nosed pipefish), 3458 nucleotides long. RefSeq names its product zinc finger protein. Lineage: Eukaryota; Metazoa; Chordata; Actinopteri; Syngnathiformes; Syngnathidae. The transcript has 7 exons. The record is from RefSeq and is a predicted model, not a curated record. The coding region runs from base 265 to 1065 and encodes 266 amino acids. Gene Ontology annotation, molecular function: nucleic acid binding; zinc ion binding.
UACAGUCGAGGGUGCGCGUGUUCGAGCGGAGGAUCAUGUCCAAGGCGCUGCGCUUCUUGCCUCCGCGGCACACAGCAGAAAUCGGAGCCGCUAGAGGACACGCUUCACUAUAGCGCGCAACAAGAGAGGACUUCAGAGCGUGCGUGUUUAUUCCACGCAGGAAGAGGACUGCCAAGGAACAAUAAAAGUGCUUUUGCUGCGGUUUAAUCCGGGUUGACGGAUUUGUACGGUGCAGGUGCAGCGGUGAAGACACUCGGUUGGCGGAUGGUUGUCGAAACUGAAGAGAGGAGUCCUCUCUGCAAGUCUCCAAUGAAGAUGAAGUCUGUGGUGGACGGAGGCUUAUUCACAGAGAGUUAUUGCAACAUCUGCAAUGCCCAGCUCAUCUCCGAGUCUCAGCGCACGGCACACUAUGAGAGCAAGAAACAUGCCAACAAAGUGCGUCUGUUUUAUAUGCUCCACCCAGAGGAUGGAGGACCACCUUCCAAGCGACUCAGGCCGGACAAUCCGGACUGCGACGAGACAGAGGUGGACAAAAACAAAUGCUGCACCUUGUGCAACAUGUUCUUCACUUCAGCCAUCGUGGCUCAGUCCCACUACCAGGGAAAAACCCACGCCAAGAGAGUCCGCCUGGUCCUCGGGGAGACGCCCUGCAGCCCCGCAGCCUUGACCACGCAGCCUACCAACGCAGAUUCCUCCCCUUCAACUCCGCUGCCCUCGGACCCCACGACGUGCCCUCCUCCUCCAUCCGUGUCGGCGGUCAGCGGCAACGCCGGCAAAGAAGCCGGAAAGUACUGUUGCCUGUGCGGCGCCUGGUUCAACAAUCCACUGAUGGCCCAGCAGCACUACGAGGGCAAGAAGCAUCGCAGGAACGCUGCCCGAGCACGCCUGGUGGAGCAGCUUGCGGGGAGCCUGGAUGCCACGGAGAGCACGGGGCUGCGCAGUAGUUACUCCUGCAGCGUCUGCAGCGUGGUCCUCAACUCCAUCGAACAGUACCAUGCACACCUCCAGGGCUCCAAACAUCAGAACAACUUGAAGCAGCAACAGCAGUGCGCCCCUCAAGAAUGAGAUGGAGUUAGCGGACUUCAGAAAUCCUGCCAUAUGUCAGAAACCGAACAGUGUGCCAGAGUGUUUGUGUGUCCGAGACGUCCGUCCGCACAUCUGCAAUAGGCGCACGUGGGUUCUUUCAUUUCUGUGUCCUGAAGCGAUUUCUCUUGAAAUUUACUCUGCACCCAAGUGUUUGACAUGAGUUGUACACCAACAGCCAGCAGAGAGAAGCUACCCGGCUGUGGACUGCCAUAAACAACAACAAUAACAAUGGUGGGAAUAAUAAUAAUUAAAAAUAACAAUUCAUCUGAAACAGUCCUGGAUUUUAAUGAUGUCAAUGCCCAGAAUGUUCUUUACAGUUAAGCAUAAAAUAUUUAUACGCUGGCCAAAUGCUACGUUAUUUACUUUUUGAUGAAUGAGUGUCUUUUGGUAAAUAAAUGAAUUGACUAACAUUUUAGCCGCAUUGUCAUAAAGGUCCUCGUCUAUAAACGAUUCCUAGCGUUUCUACGCAUAUCCAAUGACCAAAAUGUAUAGUUGAUUGGAAUGCUUUGUUAUUUAGGCAAAUAGUAGUCAAGAACAUCCAUUAGAAAGAAAAAAAAAAACGCAGGUUCAUUCUUAGGUGUCUAAUUAGGGGGAAGUGUGUUGAGAAAAUGUAAAUUUAAUGGUAUUCCAAUGUCAUAUUGUUCAAAGGAUUAUUGUAAUAUGAAUUUACUGGAACAGGCUACUGAUGUCUUUAGACUUGUUGAAGCAGCAUGUGGCUUCUUAUGCAAGGUCAUUCUUGUAUGCUUUGUUCCAAACAACCGAAUUUCAUUUUGAGUAUCUGCCGAUAAUUUGCCAAUGCGAAGGGGAAAAAUCAAUCACCAAGCUUUUUUUGUUUGUUAAUCAACUCUUCCCCAUAAUGCUACGUAAAAUUUGUUCCCUUUAUUUAUGAAGAUAAAUUGGUGCUGUACAAGCAGGCUAUAAAAGUUGCAAUUCAAAUAAAUGAAACGCAUUUUUGUGUAAUCACAGCACUUGUGUAGAUGUGGUUUUCUGACCCUCGUGUUUUUCACGACAUCACACAAUUUGUGUAAUGUACCUCGGGAUUUUUUUCCUGUUAUGACUUUUAAAUAUUACGAUUUUUUUUCCAGCCAAUACCAGGACAUAAAUGAGUAGAAGAGCACAAAUGGUUGAGUAAUUUAAAAUAGGAUGAGAAGACGCGGUACCAAAAACAGAUAGCUGAUCGGGAACAGGAAGAAAUACCAGGAUGUAAAAAAAUUCAAUCAACACAAUUAUUUGAUCUCAUCGUUUGGCCAGGGUAUAAAAAAAUUGUUUUUAACUAUGAUGGCCAUAGAACAGCAUUUACUUGUUUAGCAUCAAGCUGUCAAAUGUGCCAAGCGUUUGGACGCUGAUCCAGUUCUCAGUUUGGGCUCCUUCUCACACUACGUGCCAAGCACUCGGGCCCAGUCCAUAAAAAUCCAUGAAGAAGACCUGCAUGAAAAGUUCUCACUAUGUGACAAUGACUACAGAUGAUCGAAGAGACGCCAACUAAAUGAUUUCUGAAUAAGCAAAUGCUGCCUUGGAUUGAUGACAGCAGACAGCAGAAAAAAGCAGCACAAAAAUGACUUUUCAACUGGAAUCUCACGUUGAAGCUGGUGAAAACAUUCCUACAAAGCUGAAUAUUGAUGUCAGAAGCAGUCCAGAGGCAACAAAAAUUGCCCUGGCCUGUUGAAAAGGGCAAUGUGUACUGUAACUUUUUUUGUUUCUGUUGCUAGAGCCAGAGGAAAAACAUCACUUGCAAAACUAUGUAGCAAUCGGUGUGUAAUGAUACUGUAUUAAUGCAUGGAAAAUGUUGCAUUAAUUUGCUUUAUUUAUUUAUUUGACGUAGAUUGCUUGCACAUUUUGGCAAUAGUGCUGCUCUCUAGUGUUAGUUUAAUAAUGCAUUAUAGUUCACACCUCAGCAACAAAUUUUAGUACAAAUUCACCUCUGUUUGAUUAAAAGUGAUCUUUUUGAUACCUGAAAUGUCAACAUUGUGUAGGUCCUCUAAUCAGAGUGUCUGUAAAGUGAAUUUUGAAUUGUUUGUAGCACUUUACGAGGGGGGGGGGGGGGGCGGCAUUUUCCUGUGCUGUCGCUACACGGUCAGCACUAGACUAAGCUACUCUUUGUUUUUGGAUGAGAUCUGUUCAACUCAUAAAAUAAAAUGUUUUUAUUUGUGUAUUGUAUGAGAGAAGCGUGAACUGCAAAUGACCUUCUGUAAUUAGACUGGAAGUGGAAAAGCAGCAUUUUUAUUUUAUUUUUUUGUAAAUAAGCCAAAGCUUCUAGUCUGUGUAUUGAGAUUUACGAAGGGUUUUGUAUUUAUAUUGUUUAUCUGCACUAAGCCACCGGGUGAUGAGGGAAAUGUGUUAUUAUUGAAAAAUAAUAAAUAUGCUGACAUUGA